This is a messenger RNA of Pelobates fuscus (common spadefoot toad), 1840 nucleotides long. RefSeq lists its product as uncharacterized. The transcript has 13 exons. The record is from RefSeq and is a predicted model, not a curated record. NCBI's taxonomy places the organism in Eukaryota, Metazoa, Chordata, Amphibia, Anura, Pelobatidae. The coding region runs from base 25 to 1572 and encodes 515 amino acids.
GCGAAGAAGGACUUUGUGGACAGAAUGGCUGAGAUUUCGGCAGAGCUGGCAUUGCUUCGGCAGCAAAUGGAGAGUUUAGAGCAGCGUGAUUUGGGAGCUGAGCUGCCUUCAAAGCAGGUAUCUGCCACCUCACAGAAUCUGCCUCAAAGAGCCAGAGAGCCCCAGGAGAUGACAGAGAAUGGGGAUAUGAAAGAUUUGUUCACCCAGGCCCUUCAUCCUGAUGAAACGCUGCUAAGUCGCUACGCUGCUAUGAUCUACACAACCACAGACAAUGGCAAGGUCUAUGAAGAGUUAGCCGGGGCCAGUAUGUGCUUCAGCUGCGGAGAAAGGACUCUUCUUUGCCCACAUAAGAUUUCGGGCACCAGAGUGGUCAGCGUCCCCAAACACUGUACUCAUAUAAAAAUCUGCAGACCCCAUUUACACAGGAUCGCCAUGGCGGCCAAACUGGCAGCGAACACAACAACUAAUAAAGCAGAGACAAUAUGUGAGAGGUCCACGUCUUCCUGCGCAAUCUCUCCUGUGACGGUUAUUCCUAAGAGACGCCAAGCUGAGCUCACCCAGAAAGCCCUGGGAGAACAGCCCAACCAAUCAGGGUCAUCAAGCAGGUGGCAGCGAAGCUGGGUUACUGAAGCGGACUUCUCAAAGCUGGAGAAACAUUUUGGGAAUCGUUUGAAGCUAACAAGAGAAGCCACUCCGCGGACAAUCUCUUUGGACCAUUGUCUGAAGAUUGCUGAGCAGCUCAUGGUAACGGUUUUUCACCAGCAGGACGGCCGGUUAGACCACAUUCUGUCCGUCCAGGAGUUGCUCUGGGAUCUCCAUAUAAAGCGUUACAUCGAGGAAGAGAUCAGCACCCUGGGAUUGCAGGACUUCCUGGAAGCAUUGAGGAAAUUUUCUGCAGACAGUAAGGUUCUGUGUGUACUGGGACAGGUAUUACUCGGAGAACUGGACACAGCCACCUUGCUCUAUAUUCUCCUCCAAGCAGAGAUACUGAAUGUGUUUCCGGUCACAGAAACGGCCCAAUUUCACUGCUUUAUGGACCAAACCUACCCCUUCCUACAGGAGGCCGAGCAAGACAGUCUGGUUCUAGAGUUCACAGCCUACAGCGAGAGAGUGGUGUCACCCGACCGUGUCCUUGGGUUUAUUUUGCAACUGAUUUUGCAGCGCAGGGAACCUUUUAUCGUGGAAUGUGAAGACAUGUUAUCUUUUUACAUGAAGACUUGGUCUGGUAUCCUAACCAAUGAUGAACUUUCUGAAGCUCUUGAUGAACUCGCUCCUCUGACGAGCAAGACACAAAAACACAGUUUGAUCCAGCAGUCCCUGCUGUCCCUGUGCAGCAAAGUUAUCCCCAUCCAUAGUGCAGCACAAAUUGCAGCUUAUGUAAUGGGGAGAGAAAAUGUCCAAAAGAAAAGGUUUCUGUCCGAGAAGAAUAAAGAACACACAGAAAUCAGACUAAAGAGUGGAGCGGAAUCCCCGGAGGAUGCCCUCGACCUGAGAUCCCUUUCCAAUGUACUAAAGUUUGCACAGAUCGGGCAGUCACCUUGCCAUACUUCUGGAAAAGAUAGGCCACAAUAAUAUAUGACAGUAACAGUGUGUACAGAAGGGCAGUUAUGGUCAUUCCUCGUUGCUGAAUUUACAGACAUUAGCUGUUAAUCUACAUGGCUGAACUAAGGAACCCUCAGCUCCUGUCAAUCAACUCAGCAUUAGACAUGAAUCUCAACGUGGAAAAGAAAAAUACACUUGUUUUAAGUGGAUUCUGUGGAAUUAUACGGACAGAAGUCAAAUGGAAAACAGAAACUUAGUCUGAUUAAAUAGUUUAAAGCUGGAGCUAAGCCCAUUUUUA